AUGCUUGAUUUCCAAUUGCAUGAUGAUCUAUUCCCACAAUUGCAUUCACACCGUCAACAACACUUGACAAACUCAGAUCAUAACAAUAAUUCAAACGGAUUCAACGGAGAUCACCAACACCAACACCACCAUCAUCAUCAUCGUCGUUCUCAGCAUCAAUCGUCGCAUUCACCAAGAGCAUCAAGUCAUGGAAUCAGUUACUCUCGAUUGUUGCUAUCUGAUAUAUUGAAUUACGAUAUUCAAGCAGCAGUUGAACAAGAUCAUCAACAAACUAAGGCGAAGUACUUGCAUCAGAAUUCAUUUAAUCGAGGUUCAUCGAAUGAAGAUCCUCAACAACUGCUACCACUACCAGCACCAGCACCACCAGCACCACCAGCACCCUCAUCACGACCAGCAUCGGUGUUUGCCAAACACAAACGCAAUGAUUUUCUUGUUGAUUAUGAUGGUGAUGACCUUGAUUUGGUCGAUUUCGUCAGUAAUGAACUCAGAAUCACUAGUCCUACCGAGUCAAAUACCAACUUAGUCUCGGAGCGGUCAUUUUUGACUGAUACUUCACAUUUAGCUCACGAUGAAUUGUUGCAAAUAUUCCAAGAUCAUGUUGAAUGUGAAAACAACGGCAAUUCAUUUAAACCAACAACCCCAAUUGAUGAUAAUGACUACUAUGACGACUAUGAGCCUGGGUUUGACGCAACUUCAUCAAACACAAUAUCACCUGAAUCUUGCAUGAAUGGGUAUAUGAAGUUUAUAAUCGAUUCAUCUCAAGCACCAACAACUACAUUUGACUUCAAUCAAGUUGCAAAUGGUUCUGGCUCCAAUUCAAGCAACUACUCCACUGUGGAGAAUGAUUUACUUAGCUUGCCCAGUGUCACUAGUCCCAAACAAGACUUAACACAUGAUCAAAUUAUCCGAUUGUUUGAAGAAACAUGCAAGGAGAUUGAUGAAUGGAAACUGAAUUCAGAAUCUGAUUCACUAAGUCGAGUUAGAUUGCAUCCAAUUCGAACAAUCAAUGGGUAUUCAAGUGGGUUCAAUACUAUAACCAAUGGCAAAUUUGAUCGUGGUGUUUAUGAUGGGUUAUCACCAGUUGAUGAGACAUUAAAGGCUAGUCCCGAUUUGAAGGAGACUCCAUUUGGUGAUGCCAAUAGUCAAGUUGCAUCCAAUGAUCAAUCACCACCACCACUUUUCCCCAAUGACUCUUUUGACGAUUAUGAAGAAGAUUACAUCCAUGACGUAUCGAUACCACCAUUUGUAAGGCAAUCUGAUGUUAUCACCAACAACACUACCGCCAUCCUAGCAACUAAAAGAUCAUCUUCAGUCAGUUCAUUGAAAUCUGAUCAAUCGCAUUUGUCAUUUAACCAAGUGCAGCUAAACAUCAGUUCAACUUCAAGUUCACCAUUAGAAAAAUCCAACAACUCAUCCAGUACUUCAACUCCUGGCAAGCAUCGCCGCAAAAAUGGGCUCAAGAACAAGGUGGGUAGUCCCAUAAGGCAAAAGAGUCUUCAAAAAAACAUGUUUAGAUCUAGCUCCAGUGUGCCCAAGAUCGAUUUCAGUCAAAUGCCAAUUGAGUCGACUCCUGAUGUUGAAUAUUCCAAACUGUUGUCAUCCAAAUCCUCCAAAGUGCCCAGUGGUUCCCAUUGUUCUCAAUUGAUCGAAAAAUUGAUUGCCCCACUUUUCAAUACCGUAACCUGUCUGAUUCAACGAACAUUAUACCUCAGAAAUAACCUUGACAAAAUUUUUGCUCAACAAGGUUUAACUGAUUAUGAUAUUUCCUACAAUACCAAUUUCAAAAAGACAUCAUAUGAAGCCCAAUUCAUCUUGACUAAAGUCGAUCAUAAAUUUGGUAAACCAGACAACACUACUCGUGCCGGACUAUGCCCCUAUUGUGAAUCCAUUGAAUUCUUUGGUUUGAAAAACUCCUCCUAUGGCAAUCAUUUGGCUUAUAAACAUGGCAUUCUCACCAAUGGCAAAGUUGUCCCUGAUCCAAAAUACUAUGGCUUGUAUCAAUUCAAAAAGGGCGAAUAUGAUGAACCAGAAAAAAAGAAGCGCAAGACAAAUGCCCAUAUGUUGGAACGUGAAGGGGUCUUGUGUACCGAUUGUUGGCAAAUAUUAGAAGUCAAUUGUACUUCACGAUCAUCAAUCUUGGGCCAUUACCUUCGUCAUUAUCGUGAUUCGCAUGUUGGAUACAAGAAGGAAAAUAAAUUUGAUGGCGAAUCAGAUGAAAACGAGGAUGAAGAGGUGGUUGACCCGUUGGUGUUGGAAUUUAUAUCUCAUUGGGAACAAUAA
Molecule: messenger RNA, 2280 nt
Organism: Lodderomyces parapsilosis
Lineage: Eukaryota; Fungi; Ascomycota; Pichiomycetes; Serinales; Debaryomycetaceae
Exons: 1
Coding region: 1-2280 (759 amino acids)
Source: RefSeq, a predicted model, not a curated record